This is a messenger RNA of Eruca vesicaria subsp. sativa (arugula), 1558 nucleotides long. NCBI's taxonomy places the organism in Eukaryota, Viridiplantae, Streptophyta, Magnoliopsida, Brassicales, Brassicaceae. The record is from the annotation of a GenBank genome assembly.
UUCGCAGCCGCACAGCUUCAGAAAAAACGUUGAUCUAAAGAGGAACCUGCGAAUCUCAUCUCAUCCCCAUCCAAGGAGUUUUCUUUUAGCUUACCGACAGAAGCUUGAACUGAAUCAUUUGUCUAUUGUUUCGAUAGUUACCAUGCCGAAGAACAAGGGAAAGGGAGGAAAGAACAGGAAGAGAGGAAAGAACGAAGCCGACGACGAGAAGCGUGAGCUUAUAUUCAAGGAAGACGGACAAGAAUACGCACAAGUCCUUCGUAUGCUCGGCAACGGAAGAUGUGAGUGCAUGUGCAUCGACGGCACCAAACGUCUCUGCCACAUCCGUGGUAAGAUGCACAAGAAGGUUUGGAUUGCAGCUGGUGACAUCAUACUUGUUGGUCUGAGAGACUACCAGGACGACAAGGCUGAUGUCAUCCUCAAGUACAUGUCCGAUGAGGCGAGGCUUCUCAAGGCCUAUGGUGAGCUUCCUGAGAAUACUCGUCUCAACGAAGGUAUCGUUGGUGAUCUUGAGGAAGAUGAUGGUAUUGAUGUUGAUGACUAUGUUGAGUUUGAAGACGAGGAUAUUGACAGGAUCUAAGGUGUUUGUUUGGUUUUUUCUUUACCUUUUCUGGCUUGUAUUGUCAAUUUGAGACGUAUGACUUCUGAGUUUACGGAAGAUACAGGUGGUAAAACAUAUUAUUGUUGGAUACUUUACAACUAUUAUGUUCUUAUUUUGGUUUGGGUUCUUUGUUUUUUGUUUCAUUCUGUUGCAGUGAUUAAAGUUACUUUAGAAUAAAAUGGGCACCAAAAUACUGAUUCUAUUCAACCAAAAAAAAGAGAACUAUAAAAUUCUCUAGCAGAAUGUGAUACUAAAGCUAAGAUAAUAAACAUACUCUUAAAACAAUCUCAUUAUCUAAGAAGUCAAUAACAUCCGGGACUCCAUUCGAAUCCCCGCCUUCAUUCUUCUGAUAAACUCCUCACAUUUCUUGUUUAAAUCUUCCAAACUUAACAAGUUAUCGUUUAUCUCAUCAUCGUUUCUAAUGACAGUGAGGUCUUUACCUCUAUCGUCAUCCUCAACGACCAUUGUCACUUCUUCUUCUCCUCUCAAUAAACCAGCCAUCUCUUCUCCUUCUUUGGAUACACACUGUUUUUCAUGUAGUGUCACUAAGUCUUCUUCUUCUUUGGAUACGUGCUGUUCUUCAAGUAGAGCUACUACUUUCUUCAUUUCUGAUUUUCUCAUGUCGUUGAUCCUUACUUCUUCCGUUUCUUCAACGAUGUUAAUGGCAUUCCCGUGCAAAAGGGUUUUGAAAUUGCCCAUGAUAAAACCUACAAUACCAUUGCAUAACAAGAAUAUGUAUUUCUUGUCCACAAGGUUGAUAUACAUGGAAAGCAAAUGGAGGUUUUGUUGAAGAGAAGAGACUAAAGAAGAGUAAGAUAGAACAAAAGAGAAAAUGGAAGCCAAGGCUAUGAUCUUAGUGACUCUCUUCAUCUUCUUCACUCCGCUUUCUUGUUUCUGAGAUUCCAUCCUUUUCUCUCUUUCUCUCUCCCCUUCGAAUUGAGUUGAAGAAUGGUGAAU